AUGCAGAGGCAGAAGAAAUAUUUGACCAAAGGCGGGCUUGCUCGGGAAGACUCAGACGACGAGCUCGGAUACGACGACCAUCCCUGGCAAUGGAUCUAUGAGACUGACGAAACACCCCAACCGGCUGAAGAUGAGAAGACACCGACGAAGAAGCGCAAGGCCAGCGCUCUCAGCCAAGGUUCGAGAAAGAGGGCCAUAGUGGGUGCACGAAUGGGCUCGUUCUCUGUGCGAGUCGGAGAUCCGAUCCUGCUAAAGUCUCCUGAGCAAGGAAAGGACUGGGUUGGACUAAUCUGUUCAUUUUCGAAGACCAACGAGGACGGAGAUGACGAGAUGUGCGCAUAUAUCCAGUGGUUCUGCACCCCAGAAGAGCUGGCGUUUGGAAAGCGAUUCAAAAUCAGACCUGACGUACUUCCCAACGAGUCGUAUAUCACGGCGGACUUCAAUGUCAACCCAUUGACAGCAAUCAAUGGCAAAGCUACUGUUUUAUCGAAAGAUGUCUUCUUCCAGAAAUAUCCUGGAGGAUUGCCGCCCAAGUCGAAAUCGGCUGCAAACCGGUACUCAAAGACUAUUAUGUGCCGACGAGGAGUCAAGCAGAGGACGUUGCAGUUCACUGAGGAUUUUGUUUGGGAGGAGAUCUACCGAGGGCCCGAGGACCUGUUGGAUCUGAUUGACUGGAUCAAGGAACAGACAAAGGGCAAGAAAAAGCAGUUGGCUAGUAAGCAGGAGGACCGCGAGUACGAGCAAAAGAACGAGAUGUGCAACGAGGAGCAGCCCAGGACUCCACACAAACGGCGGAAAACGACUGCGACCACUACAGCGUCAACGCCGAAGUCAUCAGUCAAAGCGUCCAAAUAUACAACACCGACCCACAAGCGAAUCAUGAUCAAGAAGCCCAUUGAGAUCACGCCUCUAGGGACCCGUAUCCUCUCUCCAUCGCAGUAUAUGUCGACACCAUACUCUCAGGCACGCACAACUCUCCAUGUCUCAUCCGUCCCCACUUCUUUGCCUUGCCGUUCGAACGAGUUCAGCACAGUCUAUUCCCACCUGUACUCGGCCAUCGUCGAUGGCUCUGGAGCUUGCAUCUACAUUUCCGGCACACCGGGGACGGGCAAGACCGCCACUGUGCGGGAAGUGGUGGGCGCCUUACACCAAGCGGUCUUGAGCGAAGAACUGGACGAUUUCAACUUCGUCGAGAUCAAUGGCAUGAAAGUUACGGAGCCCCAUCAAUCAUAUUCGCUGCUAUGGGAAGCGCUUAAAGGCGAUCGUGUCAGCCCAAACCACGCAUUGAGCUUGUUGGAACAGGAGUUCUCUCAUCCGUCACCGCGCCGCAUCCCCUGUGUUGUCUUGAUGGACGAACUGGACCAGCUCGUGACCAAGAGCCAGAGCGUCAUGUACAACUUCUUCAACUGGCCGGCGAUGCGGCAUUCGAGACUCAUCGUCCUGGCUGUGGCCAACACAAUGGAUUUGCCGGAGCGAACACUGUCGAACAAGAUUAGUUCUCGGCUCGGUUUGACUCGAAUCACAUUCCCGGGGUACACGCACACGCAGCUGAUGGAGAUCAUCUCGUCGAGACUCGAGGGCGUGCCCGGGAACAUUGUGGACCAAGAUGCUGUCCAGUUUGCAAGUCGCAAAGUCGCGGCCGUUUCAGGCGAUGCGCGCCGGGCGCUGGACAUCUGCCGUCGUGCUGUCGAGAUUGCGGAACAGUCCCAGCAAACACAGAAUACUGCUACAACGGAGACUGACAACGACGACGCUUCUAUUAGUGCAAGCACGCCUAGCCGCAAGGGCAGAGGUGCUACUAAGGAUCUGUCGAACACGAAGCCAGAGGAGAGUGAUGCCUCGAAACCGCUUCCCAGAGUAACAAUCGCAACAAUCAAACAGGCCAUUAACGAAGCGACCUCCUCUCCCAUCGCACAGCAUCUCCGUUCUCUGUCGCUUGCUUCCAAACUGUUUCUUGCCGCUAUAUUGGCGCGCACUCGUCGCACCGGGGUGGCGGAGUCUACCUUCGGUGAUGUUGUGGUCGAAGCCAAGCGCAUCGCCGAUGUGGCCGAGAACAGCGCCAUCCACGAUUUUCUGCUGGCCAAUGGGGUGCCUAGAAAAGCAACCUCGACAAUGCCACGAAUACUUGCACUGGGAGCAGCAGCUAUGGAACUCGUGGAGGCUGGUGUAUUGGCCAUGGAGGCGAGAAGCAGGGGCGAAAGAGCGGGCAAAGUCAGAUUGAGAGUGGGCGAGGAAGAGGUGAAAAGCGCAUUGAUGGGGGACGCUGAGGCGAAAGGUCUGGGAGUAAAUGCUUAA
Molecule: messenger RNA, 2295 nt
Organism: Capronia coronata CBS 617.96
Lineage: Eukaryota; Fungi; Ascomycota; Eurotiomycetes; Chaetothyriales; Herpotrichiellaceae
Product: origin recognition complex subunit 1
Exons: 1
Coding region: 1-2295 (764 amino acids)
Biological process (GO): DNA replication initiation; mitotic DNA replication checkpoint signaling
Cellular component (GO): nuclear origin of replication recognition complex
Molecular function (GO): chromatin binding; DNA replication origin binding; ATP hydrolysis activity
Source: RefSeq, a predicted model, not a curated record